Hypanus sabinus (Atlantic stingray) is the source of this 9945-nucleotide messenger RNA. RefSeq names its product guanine nucleotide-binding protein G(I)/G(S)/G(O) subunit gamma-7-like. Gene Ontology annotation, cellular component: heterotrimeric G-protein complex. The record is from RefSeq and is a predicted model, not a curated record. The transcript has 6 exons. Gene Ontology annotation, biological process: G protein-coupled receptor signaling pathway. Bases 1762 to 1965 code for a protein of 67 amino acids. NCBI's taxonomy places the organism in Eukaryota, Metazoa, Chordata, Chondrichthyes, Myliobatiformes, Dasyatidae. Gene Ontology annotation, molecular function: G-protein beta-subunit binding.
UAUUCUUAAAGCAUAGUCCCAACAACACUCAAGGAGCUCAAUAUCACUCAGGAAAAAGCAGCCUGCUUGAUUUGCGCUUCAUCCAAGAAUUAAAGCAUUCAUUCAUAUUGUUACCAUCAGCAAAGCACACCGUAGUUAAUCAUCAAGGCUACUCUGAAGCACCUCCCAAACCCAAGGACAAGGGUGACGUGUGUGUGUGUAUAUCAGCACCUAUAGGCUUCCUCAAAAAAUCACACAUUAUGACAUAGGAAUAUAUCAUUGCUCCUUCACUGACAUAGGGUCCAGGGAUUGGAAUUCCCUACCCAACAACAUUAGAGCACUUUCACCAGAAAGACAGUUGUGAUUCAAAAAUAUGGCUCAAAUCACCUCCACUGAGACAAUUAUGCAAGGGCAGUAGUAAAUGCUGGUCGUUUAAAAGGAUGGCCUCAUAAAUGAUCUCUCCUUGUAUCUCACACUACUCCCCCUCCCCCCAUUCCCACGCAUUUCUUUUCUCCCUCAAGAUCCCUUUUUCUCUGUAUACUUCACCUUUCAUUUGAUCCUCACACUCACCCCUAAUUUGGUCAAUCACUUCUUCCUCCAUGUAUCUCUUCCUUUAUCUACUUACAUAAGAGUAGGACUAGGCCAAUCAGCCCCAGAUCUCUGCUCUGCCAUUCAAUGUGAUCUGGGCUGACCCAGCAUCAUUUGCAAAUCCAUUCUUCCUACUCUCUCCCCAUACCUCUUGACUCGCAUUCAUCAACUCUUUCCCCUCCUCACCAUCUCUCGUUUGUAUCUCUCUUUCCCUCUAUAACUUCACUUCUACACUCUCUUCGCUCUGUCAGCCCCAUUAUUUGAUUUUUCUCUAAUUGAAUCUCCCCACUCUCCUCUCCUGUUUCUUCGUCCCAUAUUUCUAACUUGCCAUAUGUACCUUUCCUCAGCUCUCUCACACCCCUCACAUUCUCUCCUGUAUCUCUCUGCAUUCAUCACACUCCCUCUCUCCUGUAUCUCCCACUCACCUUCUCCUUGUGUAUUCUGCCCAUUCCCUUCCCCUUUUAUAAUUCUCCCUGUCGUUCCCUGUGUAUCUCACACUCUCUGUCUCUAUACUCUCUCCCCCUCCCCUUUUAGCUUUCAGUCUCACUGCCUUCCUCUUAUCCUUGUAGAUUUCUCAUCGUCUCCCCCUUAUCUGUAACUCUCCCCCAUUCCCUCUCUGUAUUUCUCCCCUUGUCUCUUUCCCUCCCCCAGUAUCUCUCUCCUGCUGACGUCUGGCUGCUGACUCUCCCCUCCGUUUUCUCCCUCUUCCCCUCUCUCCGCCUCUCUCUCUCUCUCUCUCGGUGCUGCCGCCUCGCUUCAUUCGCCUCCUCGGCUGCCGGAGCCGGUGCCGGGCUCGCCGCCCGCUCUCCAUCACUCGUCGCCACCGCCUCCUACUCCAGCUCGCCGCCUCCGCUCGCUCCGUGGACCCAGGGAACCCACUUUUGAUCGCCUCUGUAGUGCCUUACCAGGAUUAUUUGUCCAGGAGUGAAACAUUGAACUUCCUUGUUUGAAGAGUCUUCAAUUUGUCUUAGCCAUUUGCCCUGCAUACUCCCGAGACUGGGUUUGAGGAGAUCCAAGUGUAAACUCAAGGGACGACCCAGGAACAGCAUAGCUGAUUUUUGAUCAAGAAGGAAGAUCAAACUUUCAUCAGAACUUUGCCAAACUUUGAUCUGCAGCUGGUGACUAGUAGACUGGAGAGUACUUCCCUCAAAACAAAAGAGAAGAGAAAAUUGACUUACUAAAUAAGCAGCAACAAUGUCAACAAACAACAUAGCUCAGGCAAGGAAAAUGGUGGAACAAUUGAGGAUUGAAGCUGGUAUUGAAAGAAUCAAGGUUUCAAAGGCAGCUGUAGAUUUGAUGAACUACUGUGAGCAGCAUGCACGGAAUGACCCAUUGCUCGUCGGAGUUCCAGCCUCUGAAAAUCCCUUCAAGGAUAAAAAACCUUGCACCAUCCUAUAGCUGCUGCCAGCCAUCUUUACGCAAACUGACCACAGCAUCAGAAGACCUGUCAAGAAUUUCUAUUGGUAAUCAGACCUUGAGAAGCAGUGCAGCUUCUGAAAUACAGGCCUGCUGUGGAAAUGUGUUUUUAAAAAAGGAAAAAAUAUUGGAUUCUGUUUGUUAGUUAGCUAAGCAUGUUUCUCGAAUUGAAGGAAAGAAGAUAUGAUGGGGAAGAGCAAUGAAAAGGAAUUGCUAUUUUGGACUUUCAUGAUAGAUUUUCUGAUUGUAAUAUUAAGAUCUUAGGUUUAAAAAAAAACUAACUCAGCAAAGAUAAUCUCUUUGCCGAAAAAUUCUAUAAAAAUGAAAAAUGUAUAUGUAAGGAGUGUACAUUUGGAGGGUGAUAAUACAGUUUGGGCAAUAACAUAUUAGAUGAAGAGAAGCAAUUGAAUGCUUCCAUUGCAUUUUUAAAUGUCACAUUGUUCAUUUUUAUUCUCAUUAGCAACUGUACUGUUAUUUAAAAAGUAGCUUUCCUUCCCCUUUCCUUUUAAAUUCCAUAUUUACAUCACCAAAGUACUGGCCAAGGGAAAACAAUGUAAAUAAUGUUCAAUCUGUUCAUUCCUCAUCUGUUUUCCUUAAAAAGACCUGGUGGUUGUGAAGUAACCAAAAAAAAAACUUGUACUAUCAGAUGAUUCACAUUUAUUUGUGGUAAACAGUAUUACAUAGAAGAGCAAAUUUUGUGUUCUGCAAAUGCAAAUAUUUCAUUCCCUUAAAAAAUGACACCAUAAGUCCCAUUAAAAAUCAAACAUUCAUACCACGUAUGUGGAUAUUGGCAACUCAUAUUUUAUGUCCAUUGGAACAUUUAAUUUUUUUGCUUCACUUGACAGAACAAAACAUCCAGCAAGGCCAAGCUUAACAUUUAAGAGUGUAUGCACACCCUCUGUUAAGCUUCUGUACUAAACUGUAUUAUAGCUCAUCAUAAAAUGUUUAACUAAUUAUAUAUUGUUAAUUUAUAACUCUUGAAAUCAUUCAUAUUGAUUUUUUUGUUUGAAGCUAAAGUUCUAAUCCAUUAUUUGCAGCAUAUUACUUCUACCAACAGUAUUCACUUGCCAUGUAAAGAAUCUGUUCAGUAGCAUAUCAGCAGCUACAGAAUGAAAAAGAAAUUCUUGAAAUGUCAGUAAAAACCUAAAGCAAAGGCAAAGAUUAGGUAGCAAAUGUUUGACCAUGUGACAAUGAGCUACAGCCUUUCACUUGUCCCUGUACAUUAGAUCAAACCUCCUAAGGAAUGUAAAUUGUAGUUGUGUGCCAAAAACCAUGAAAAUGCCAAGUGAUUUAUGUCAUUGAGAAGUGCUAGAAUUCUUGAGAACCACAAAUUUUUAUAUAUAAAAAAAUUAUCUUGUAAGACAAGAGCUUAAACACUUGUCACGUUUUUUUCUGUUUAACAUAUUUAAGCAGAUUGCAUGUGCUUUGUUCUAUCAGCUGCCUUGAUAUGUCAUCUCAUGAAUGUCACAAGUUACUCUGUGACAAAAUGCUUCUUAUUUACAUCUUAAUGCCCAGCAAUUAAUUUCUUGCAUUAAAAUCAAACCAUUUGAAAUCACAGUUAUGUAAAGGAAAACUCUUUAAGACUAUUCUUUUGUUUACUAGUUUUAUGAUGGACAGUAGAUUUUUUGACACAGAAUAAUAUUGCAGUGACAUGCCAGUGCUGCCACCUUUGCUUAUUCUCUUUCAACCCUUUUUGGUAAUUUUUACAGUGCCUUUUAAUUUUGGGAAAAUAAAAUGGAAAAGCCUUUGUUAUCUUACAUUGGUUAUUAAAUUUACCAUCUUUCCUUUGAUAUUGCCAAAUCAAAGAUCUAUUCCUUAAAAAAACAAACUCACUGGAAAUUUGAAAGUUAUUAAGUGAGAUUUUCUCAAAUUCCUCUACAUUGACAUUUGAAUUUUAAAAAUAUAGCCAUGUAUUUAUGUUCCCAGUUGUGAUUGCAGAUUUGCAUCAUUGCAUUUUUAUUCAAUAUAAUCUUGUACAUACAGACUUAUGUCUAACCCUUCUGUGAACGUAAGUUGCCUGGAAGGUUGAAAAUAAUUGGAGUUGUACAUUGAUGUUGUAACAUACAGUGCCAUAGAGCUAUAGGUCUCAACUUUGAACCUCAUGAGUUGUGAUGCAAAGCUAAUUUCAAAGUGGUGUGUUGUAAAGGUUCUAUAUGAAUGACAAAUUCUUUCCUGAGAAAUCUAGAGGUGAACAUGUACAAGUUAUUGCCAAAUUUCUCUCAAAGGUUUUAUUGACAUAGGCCUGGGACCAGGCCACUUCACCUCCCUUCUGUAUAGUAAAUCAUACAGUGUACAGGCCCAAAGAGCAAGUAAGAAAAUAUUCCUUUCUCUGUCCAAAGUGGUGUUUUUAAAGUAAGAUAUAACAUACACAGUAUACUGUAGGUUAUCACCCUCAUUCAAGGACCAUCCAUUAAAGUUCAUCCAGAAAUGCUCAUCUGAUGCUCCUUGACUUUCUAAAACAGUUCCAUGGCAAAAUUGGUGGGAAAACAUUUUCCUUUCAGAUCUCAUCACUUUCUCCUAAUUUUUCUUACUCUUUGUAAAUAUAUUAUGGCAUUCCCACCUUUCCAAAGUUUAGCUAGCUGGGUGAUGGCAUUAGAAUCACGCCUGAAGUGCCAUUGCAAAUUGCGAAGGACAAGAUCCUUGUGAGAGGAAUAUUAGGUAGUUACAGUGUUGAGGAAAAUGUAUCAUUAAAUGUAAGGACAUUUACACUGAGAUUUAUAGAACUUAAUUAACUUGUUGCCCAGGCAUUAAAUCCCACUGGAAAUGCCCUUGUCUCUCAGUACUGUUUAAUCCUCAUACCAGUUUUUAAACCCAAGGUGAGAAUAAUCUAGAAAUGAAAUGGGCAACUUGUUCCACUUUGCAGUGUUAGAUGAAUUAGACUUUUGAACUCAACUCAUCCUUCAGAAAAUCUGACACUUAUUUGAUAAUUCCAGUAAAUAUUUUAUCAAUCUUGCUAAACUGAGUUUGCCAUGUUUGUGAAUAUAUUUGGGAAACCUCCUGAUCCCAGACACAUGGCAUGUUGUUAUUAUCUUCUAGGAAAUUAUCCAUAGGGUUUGUUUUUGACAAAUCAUCUGCCCUUAAUAACAGUUGAUGCUGCCAUGCUAUCAGCAGUAUUGAUAGUCAAGGCAUUGGAGAGCAUCAUUGAAUCACUCAUUCUCAAUACCAUUUAUUGUAGGAUAUUUUCCUCACCUCUGAAACAGAAGUAUUCCCUCACUGUUGAAACAGUGAAGAAUAAUUUUCUUUAAUAGAUAACAUGGUAUAAUGAAUGUGUGUGGAGAACAAAUUUUGCAUUAACUUUGUAAAGAGAGGAAACAGUUAGUGGAUCUUUCAACAGUGUAAAAGAUCCAAAAAUGAAAAGAGAUAGUUGAUUGGUCAAUAAAAAAGAAAAAAGAUUGUGAAUUCAUAAGAGUAUCUUUCAGGACAUCAGGAUGUGCCAAAGUGUUUUAAAGUUAAUGAAAUAAUUUCGAAGGCUCGAACUAUAAGUUGCCAUUAUAAAGUAAGGUUAUGCAGGACCAAAUUGUGAUUACCCUUGAGAUAAUAGCAAAUAAUUGCUCUUUGUGUUAUUAAAUGAGAGAUAAAUAUUGAGCAAUAAAGAGAAGAACUCUAAUGGUCUUAUUGAAAUAAUGGCAUGGGUUUUCUUAUAUCCACCUUAAGAGCCCAGAUGUUUUUUUUGUAUAUGCUAUCCCAUCUGAAAUGCAGCAUUCCUUCAGUAUUGCACUGUUAUUAGCUGAGGUGACAUAUUUUCUUGGCCAAAGUUUCUGAGUCGGAACUGAAAGUGCUACUUCUCAGCUAAGACUGACAAAGCAAACACCUAAAAUUAAAUAGUUUUCUCCAAAAAAAAACAGAAACCUAGUUCCCCCAAUAUUAUCUUCAUGUCAUUGAACUCAAUUUUUCUUUUGACAGUGCAAAGCAGAAAAGAUCCAGUAUUUGGUGCUUUGAAUUAUCGUUGAUUCGACAAUCUGCUCAUUAUCUUCUCUCUUGUUGUGCCUUGAAGGACUUCCUAAAUUUACAAUGAAAUCAGUUCUGUCAGCAGUCAGUCAACAGUGUCUGUUUUUCAUCAAAACUUUAGCAUUUAGGAAGAGCUUAAACCAACUCGCUCAACUUUUUAUAAAAGCCCUUUCCCCAUAUUAAAUAAAUCUUGAUGAAAUCGAAACUUUACAUUGUUCAAUAUCAGAUCAAUAAUCACAUUUGACACAGAGAAUUUUGUGGAAUAGAGCAUUGCAACUUGCCUUCACAAUGGUAAAGUUCUUAAAUAAAAAUAAACUCUGGUUAUUUCAGACCAAUUUUAGGAAUUAUUGUACUUUGCCUGAAUUCAGAACAUUACUCUUGAUUACCCAGAAGUUAGUUCCUUGAUACAUUCACAGCAGGGGGAGACAGAAAACAAGAAUCUCAAUGGUCCCCUCACUCAGUUACGGCCAACUAAAUCUCCUUGACACAAUUCCUUGAUUGCUAUGUUUUGUCCACUCUCAUCAGCUGCUCCCUCUACCUGAGGGACUAACGUAGACAAAAGGAAGUUCACAAGGCUAAUUCCGAGGAUGAAAGUGUUGUCCUAUAAAAAGAUGCUCUACUGAUUAGGUCUGUAUGCCUUGGAGUUUUGAAGAGUGAGGGUGACCUUAUUCAAACCUUUAAUAUCCUAAACAAGGAAUUGAAAAGUAAAUGUUGAGAUAUUUCCGCCAUCACAAACAAGGAGGCAUAGCUACCAAGUCAUGGCCUGGUCAUUUAAAACUGAGGUGCAUAGAAGUAUUUUCUCAGCCAGUAGUGUAUCAUUUGGAUUCUCUGCCCCCAAGAGUGGUGGAGGCCAGAUCAUUUAGAAACAUGUAGUAUACCAGAGGUGGCAAUAGAGAAAUAUUUGAAAGAUUGAAAAUCUGAGGAUUUUGGAGAACUGCUCCAAUUUUCUUGUGUUUCUGUGAUUUCUUCUUACCAGUGGAAUCUGUAGCUCAUAGAAGAAGUACUUGUCAACUUAUUUGUAUACUUAGGUACUUUAGGUAUCCUCCACAGCACAAAAACAACUUUGUUGGAUCAAACCACACUGGGACAAUGUUUCAGUAAUUGCAGUAAUAGGGGGAGGAAACAGUAAUUGCUACUAUUUUUCCCCCUCAUUUCAAAUGCCAGGUCAAUUGAGAAGGCAAAUCCUCACCACAAUACCUAUGAAGAAAUUGGUGAAAGCCAGAACUACUGACAUGAAAAUACUAAUAGAACUAGUUUCCAAUGCUGGUCAAGGCAGAAAAUCAUCUUCAUUACUGUGCCCAGUUUGGGAAUCUUCCCGUGAUCCUCUGCAUAACUCACCUAAUUCCUCUUCCUUCCUUGCUGGCUUCAUUUAUGUAAUUCCACAGAACUUAGUAUUAUAAAUAAUGAAAAUAGAUUGUACAGACUUAGUGAAGUGGGCACUCAGUAUUUAAUUUUCUUCUUAUUUUUUGGUAUCAACUUAGCGCGUGUAUCUGCCUGAGCACAACUCUGAAAAGAAACAGAUCGACUGAAUCACAUAUUGACAAAGGGGUAAAUUCAUCUAACUGUUGAAUGUCCAGUUCAUUUUCACGGCAAAUCGUUGUAAUAAAAGAAAAAGUAUACAAGCUUUUUCAAAGUAUCCUUCAUUAGAGGCACCUGACUAUGAAGGUGAGGCAGUGCAUUCAAAAGCUUUCAAUCGAACAAGACAAUUUUGAUCAUUUAAGUUUACGACAUAGCUGGCACGAUGGAGCUUUAUAUGUUCAUUUAUAUUCACCAUCCCAGUCCUAACCAACACUGAAAGGCUGGCUGGAAGAAUCACUAAAGCCAAGGUUAGCCCUAUCUGAAUAAUCUUUGCUCUUAUUGGUUUAAAGUUUUGUCACAAUAAUUGAGCAUGGCCAUUAAUGAUAUAAAAUCUAUGCAUCCUAGAAGAGGGACAACAGUAUGGAAGCAGAGCAAUAGACAAAAGGAUCAUGAUUAAGACAAAUUUACUUUGCAUCUUAAUGCUCUUCCAAAAGCUUAGAUUCAGUACCUAUGGUUAAAGAUCUUUGGUAAUUGUUUUAGCUGUAGGCUUUAGUAACUGCCCUAAAUUCAGAUGCAAAAUACCUGCAUUUGCCAUCUAGCUCGAACUAGGUGUUUGUUAAAGAGGGUUUCCUGAGCUUGUUUAUAUGAAUUCAAGCAAAAUAUCUAAGUACAUACUAAUUUUAGAAAUAAUAAAUUAGAUAAAUCUUGUUUUGAAUGUUUUAUUGAAGUGUUGCCUCCUUUGAAAAUCUUCGAAAUUCCCCUGUUUACCUACAGUGGAUAAUCAAUUGUACAAAUGGAUGGGUAUAUCUAAAAGGAUCAUAACCGUAAAGGUACACCAAUCUCUUUGAAGAAGCCGUGUUUUCGGCUUUAUAAGCAUUGUGUAUAACACAAUUAUCAGUUAAGUUGUAUAAUGAGUUUAACUAAUCACUACAGUGUACUGUAUUUUUCAGUUAAAUACUAUAUGCUUAAUAGCCUGAUGAACUCAUUGUGAUAUUAUAAAUAAUGACAGACUGUCUCUGCUGCUACUUAUGUAUAUUGUACACAGGGAUAAUGUGUGUUUUAUUUUAGAAAAAUGAGAAGCUUUAGGGCCACUUUGUAGAUGUAACGGAAUUUUGUUUUGCCUUUUAUACACCCUCUCAGCAGAUGCCUUCAUGAUUUUGAGACCCCCUGCUUCAUUUUAAAUUCCCUGAUGAGCUUCAAGGUACCAAAUAACCAUUCUGAUCCGAGAUGCAAGAUUGGUGACUCAUGGUUUGGUCUGAGUAGUCCCAGGACAUCUAGUUGUGAGGUACUGCUCUUGUGGAGGAUGGAGACCUGGAUACUGUGCCAGUCCUGCUCCUCCAGGGGCUUCAAAAUUAAUGUAACACCUGUAUUACCAAAUCUCUGAAGAUUGUGAAGUGCAAACUCCAACUUGCUCUAUUCAAAAACAGCAUUUGGGGUCCUACUUCAACCAUAGGAGUUCCCUGUUGAAAGAAUCAGUUGCCUUGGAUAGGCAGGUACUUUGGUCACUCAGUGGCUUCCUUAAAAAUGGAGUCAAUAACAAGGUAACAGUAAUGCACACAUGUGGGAGGCCCUACAGUCUACACCUGCCAUCUGACACUGAGAAAUUUCAUCUAUGUUUAAAAUCAUGCAGCAAUGUAAUCGACUGUUUCCCAACCGUAGGAGAAUAAGGACACUGAGUAUUCCAAGAAAAACACUUUACCCAAAUGUACGUAUGGAGUAACUUGAGUCACAAUAAUGCCAUACACAAGGCUGUUCAAUAAUUAUGAAAUUCAGUGAACACAGACCCAAGCUCUGAAUGAAACGGACUUUAAUCCAAGCCAUAUUUUACCUUGAUUCCAAUGAAUGAAAGUAUAUACCAAGAGUAUUCCUGAAAUGACCACAAAUGUAUUGCAUUAAUAAAACUGAAAAUAAUUUGUAGUGGAAGGGAAAAAGUAUCCAAAAUGCCAGCAGUUAUGUGUAUGCUUUCUGCAUACAACCUCUUCUAAUGCCCUCCAUUUCUAAUGAUACUUCUGUGUUCUAACUAAAUUAUACUUCUCAUUUACAUUUCACAACUUAAGAAACUGUGGUUUUUAGUGUUAAUUUUUUAUAGCAUAUCAAGCUAAAAGUCUUUUUACUUUGAGUAUUCACCUGUGUUUGUGUGUAUUCUGAAUGCAUAUAUAAGAAUAUGUACAAUUAAAACACAAUUAGGAUAAGAUAAUUAUUUGUAAUCUGUAGUUGUGUAUCUUGUAUUAAGCCCCUUACUGAAUGUGCUUUGUUGCUAUUAAAGCUAACAUUUAAGGAGUUAGAUUAUUACAAAAUGUUUUCACCUUUUAUUCUAGCAGUGCUGUAUGAAUUGUGAAUUGUGCUUGCUCUCUUGAUAUCUUUGUUGCCCCCUUUUAAUUAUAUUGUUAACACCCUUAUUGCACAAUGUUUCAAGUGUUGUACAAUUUUGAAGGAUGACUUGAUUGAACUCCAAAGCGUUCACACAUUAUUUUAAUAAAUUAGGUUUUUAAGAUA